CAGAAACUGGGACGCGUUCCGCUUUCUCAUUUCACAUUCGAUGCGAAGAGCGAGCGCGACAGCGCGAAACCGCUUGUCAAAUGUCAAGUACAGUUUUGUUACGAGCAAAGCCGACCAUAUCAGAAUCGUAGUGGGAUAAUCGUGCAAUUAAUUAUAUAACGUUAUUUUUUUUCGUGAACUUGCAUUUUUUUCAAGUAGAAUUUAUUCCGGCAAACGGCGUAGUGAAAAGUGUAAUAUUUCAUCGCACAUACUUAUAUCCGCUUUAGAUUAACCUGAUUCUAAUCGAAAUCAUGCACUAAUCAUUCAUUAUGCACUUGUUAAAUGUUCUAUUGAUAUAAUUUCACAUUUGUUAUCACACAUAGAUCUUAGCCUGUUGUGGCAGCAUGUUUGAAAAUUCAAUCUGUCAGUCAACAGGCGAUCAGUAGUUAAGAUGCACAGUGGUACAGCUGUUUGUUCUGUUAAAUUAUUUUAGAGUUAAUUAAUCACAGAAAUCAACACACAAAGAGAGGAGAGAGAGAGAGAAAGAGAAUCUUACAUCAAUCAAUGCUAUACGCUUCGCCAGGAUCGCUCAGAUGUCAACGCUCAACGAUGACUUUGACAGACCGUUCGAAGAACUUGAACCGUUGCAAUGGAGUGCUUUGCGAAAAUUGUGUCGUACCAGUGUGGAAUAUUUUACGCCCUAUAACAACGAGAACAGUGUCAGGAUCAAGGCCGCGUUACUGGUCAUCUUGGAACAGUUGGACGAAUUCCAGCCACUGUACAAUGAGAUAACUAAGUACGCGUCGCACUUCGAUUUUGAUGAGGAGACUCCGGGAAAUGGAUACAGAAGUUUCCUGUCGAUGGUUGACAAAUGUAUUAUACAUUCCGAACAAGUCUGUCGACAGAUGUAUGAGCAAAAAGAUUCCAUGUUCUCUCGAAAGAACCAUCAUAUGAAGGAAAUAGAAGCAUGCUCCCAGCUAUUGGUAUCAUUACAAACAUUUUUUCAAUAUUUAAAAAUAUUAUACGCAUCCAGUACAGAAGUAAUGAGCGAUGGAAAACUGUCACUAUUCACAAUGAAUCCUGACACUCAAGAAAUUCUCCACUGGACAGAAAAUUUUAAUCAAUAUUGUUUCUAUGGUAGAUGCAUAGGAUUUCAGUUCUGUAAUAGUUUAAAAAAGGUAUUAAAGACAGUAGCAUUUGCUAUGGUAUCUUAUAGCGAGAUAUAUUAUAAUAAUGAUACGCUACUAGGACGAUGCGCUAAUUCCGUCAAAUAUUUCUUUGAUCCUGAAGCGAGAGCACGUCGUAUUGUUAACAUAUCUCGAUACGCUGAUAUUUCUUUUACCCAAGCAUUUUGGUUCUUGAAUGAACUUGAAAUACUUUCUGUAGUAAGCCCCUCGUUAGUCAUCAAUCAACUGAUAUCUAUUCCACCUGAGGAAUUAAUUCUGCCUACUCUGGAUGGUGGAACUAUUUCAGUUCCGAUACCAAAUAGCCAUAUUGGGAAAAAACCAAUCCAUGUUAGAUUACUGAGUUCCAAACGACGUCUAGGAAUGGUCGGAUCUGGGGGUAUAGGGGGAGAAUUACAUGGUUUAUGCGACAGACUGAUUAUUCAUUCUCAUGGUGGCGGAUUCGUGGCACAAACGUCGCGAUCACACGAAAUGUAUCUACAUAAUUGGGCUACGACGCUCGGAGUACCAAUCUUAAGCAUAGAUUAUAGUUUAGCUCCAGAAGCUCCCUAUCCACGUGCGCUUGAAGAAGUGCUGUAUACUUAUGCAUGGGCAUUAAAGCAUGCAAGCACAUUGCUCGGGAGUACAGCGGAAAAAGUGAUAUUUGUUGGUGAUUCAGCGGGAGGUAACUUAAACUUGGGGGCCACUUUAAAAUGUCUGCAAUUAAAUAUAAAAAGACCAGAUGGUAUUUUUAUGGCUUACACACCAAUAUUCAUCGAUUUCAUUCCAUCGCCAUCUCGCUUGCUCAGUCUUACGGAUACGUUAUUACCAUUUGGAUUUCUGGUACGAUGCAUGAAGUCUUAUGUAGGAGCUGAUAACAAGAAACCUACAAAAGAACAUGAGAAUGAAGAAUGCGCCAAAUCAGAUACAGAAUCUUUUGCUGAAGUAAGCGAAAGUGAUCUUAUAGCAUUAGCCCUGAGUCCAAACGGAGACGGCGCGAACGGCGCGCAAAAAUUAGUGUCUCUACCAUCCGAUUCGACGUUAAAUUCUGUCAGCUUAACAGAAGUCGAUGGUAUUGAAGGUCCGAAAGUGCAGGUGGAGUCCCGAGAAUAUGUCAGCAGAUUUUUAAAUAUGUACAGAAAUUCCGGAACAGCUUCAAUAUCAUCGCCUGUUGCGGAAAAUGGCAGUGUCAGCAGAAAUGGUAACGUUUCAGGACAAAGUGACAAAUCGUGGUCUCUGUUCGGAUGGUCCGUCAGAAGAAAUAAUAAGGACGUCAGGCAACUCGAUAUGAAGAAUGAUUCUUGGGAGGAAUUUACAUUUACGGUACCGAAGGAUAUGUUCAUAAGUCCUUAUCUUGUAUCAGAUGAUAUGCUAGCCCAUAUACCGCCUUUGAAGAUACUGACGGUAGAGUUUGAUCCUUUUCUCGAUGAUUCCGUCAUGUUUGCGAGGAAGCUUCGCUCGCUUGGCAACAAUGUUGCGCUGGAUAUAUUGCCGGAUUUGCCACACGGAUUUUUAAAUUUCCUACAUGUUUCAAAAGAAGCGAUGGAGGGCGUAGAAUUCUCGGCCAAAAGAAUAAAAGAAUUGCUGGAAUUAUAACCAUAAUAUAAAAAAUUAUCACUAUUAAGAUAUAUUGAUCUAGAGUAAACGGAAAACGUACUUCAAUAUUGCAGCAACCUGCAUUUAUACAGCAAAUGUAAUUGUGUCUAGAUGCAAUCAAGUAUUCGCGAUAUUGUUUCAGCGGCUUAACUAUCCUAUAAUAUAUCACGACACAGAUAUAUAAUGGAUAAUACUUUUCCCUAGCAAUUUUCUAUAUGUAGUAGUUAUUUUAAUUAUUAUUAUGUAUUAUUGUAUAUUGUGUCACAUUGUGAAAGCAGCAUUACCUAAAAUAAUUAGAAAAGAAAGUGUUUUACAUCUAAUGUUUGAUCAGAUCUUAAAAAAGAAAAGAAAACGUCCUGCAUAUAUAAAGACAGUUUUACAACUAUUUAAUAUUAUAUAUACAUUUUAAUUUUUUUAUAUAUAAAGCUGCAUACUUUUAUAAGUACAUUUUUAUAUGAAAAUAUGUUACGUUAUGAAAUAUGUUACAUUGUAAUACAAGUGACAUAUAGUAUCAAUCUAGGUAAGAUAUUACAUAGUAAUAGUAGUUAUUAUGUAAUAUUUUAUAUUAGAUUGUAAAUGUUGUUUAUUAUUGUUAGAUCGUAAAGUUGUGUAAAAUCUUCUUUGCAUGUUUUUUAUAUGCAUCUUAUUCAUUUCUCAUAAUGAUUCUUAAUCUGAUUCUUAAAUUAGAUACAAAAGAUGCAAUAUUUCUUAUUUUUUUGUACAAAUAUUUUCACAAUAUGCAUACAAUUAUUUUAAUGUCAUAAUCUUCUAAGAAAAAAAAUAUGUACAAAUUUUUAAAUAUGUCUAAAUAGAAAAGAGUCGAUGGACAAUAAAGAUAUACAUAUAUAAAAA
This is a messenger RNA of Formica exsecta, 3590 nucleotides long. It is a transcript of the gene Hsl, whose product is annotated as hormone-sensitive lipase. Bases 573 to 2738 code for a protein of 721 amino acids. Gene Ontology annotation, biological process: triglyceride catabolic process; cholesterol metabolic process. Gene Ontology annotation, molecular function: sterol ester esterase activity; triacylglycerol lipase activity. The record is from RefSeq and is a predicted model, not a curated record. Gene Ontology annotation, cellular component: cytosol. The transcript is spliced from 10 exons. NCBI's taxonomy places the organism in Eukaryota, Metazoa, Arthropoda, Insecta, Hymenoptera, Formicidae.